Messenger RNA from Anopheles arabiensis, 747 nucleotides. It is a transcript of the gene Dph3, whose product is annotated as DPH3 homolog. Gene Ontology annotation, biological process: protein histidyl modification to diphthamide. Lineage: Eukaryota; Metazoa; Arthropoda; Insecta; Diptera; Culicidae. The record is from RefSeq and is a predicted model, not a curated record. Gene Ontology annotation, molecular function: metal ion binding. The coding region runs from base 212 to 469 and encodes 85 amino acids. The transcript has 3 exons.
UGUCAUUUGAGCGGGAUGUAAACAACACGCGCUGCCAUGCGUUGCUGCUUUGCUUUGUGCCAUCGAAGUGUCCGUCUCGAAGGUCCCGAAAACCGAAGGCAACACUCGCGCGUGUUUGUGUCCCCGCGACAGGGAAGGGGGGCAGGACAAAUUGCUGCCGCCGCUGUAUGAUGCCGCUUGCCGUCUACCCGCUGUACGGCCGGCCAGUGAGAUGAGUGUGUACCACGAUGAGGUCGAAAUCGAGGAUUUCGAGUACGACGAGGAGGAAGAGAUGUACUACUACCCGUGCCCGUGCGGUGACCGGUUUCAGAUCAGCCGGGAAGAGCUGAUCGCGGGCGAGGAGGUCGCUACCUGCCCGAGCUGCUCGCUCAUAGUGAAGGUGAUCUACGAUCCGGAAGCGUUUGCCGCGGAACAGGACGAAACGGAAGCGGUGGCGGGUAAAACGACCGAUCAGCUGGAAAAGAACUAAACUGGUCAAGUGUGAAUAUUACGAAGAAUAAAGCUAGUCGCAAACCAGAUAAAAAGGAGGAAAACACAGAGUGCAUCAACAAUUAAAACACUAACAAGUACAGUAUGGUGAAAAUAACUUACAGGUCCCGUGUGCACACGUGUGUUACGGUUCUGUUUUGCUGUAGUCUAACUUCUUCGCGCGUGGAUUCACCGAAGAACGAGUCAAACGUUUUGCGGCAUCUGAAAAUAUAAGUGGAAAAACAUGAUCAUAGUACAAAACGAAGAGAUAACAAAGUA